AUGCUGCUCCUCCACCAAGUCGGCAGUGUCAAGAUCGGAGAGGUAGUGCGUUACACUGUGACAUAUAAGCCUUCGGCGGACCACAUUCUUCCCUCCCCUGAGUUUCUGUACCUACGCAUCAAGAACACAUGCUCCACUCCUUUACGCGCCGCCUUUGUCCACGGCCCCUACACCCUUUCGGUCGCUGCAUACCCGGCACAUUUCAAGCCUUUCGAGAAGUUCGAGAAUCCCCGUCGCUAUGGCGUACCAGAAUUUGAGCCAAUGCUCAAGGCAGGAUCCGUCUGGAACUGCCACCUGGUAGUGCCCGACAACAUCCGCCAAACUGCCGGUGAGGGGAGCAGUCAGCACGGCUAUUUUGGUGGACGCCCGAACCGGGAGGGCGAAAGCGCGUCCUGGAUCAUCGAAGUCAGCUCUCAGGUCUUGUUUUCCACCUCGGCCGCAGUGCACUACGAAAUAUUGCUGGCCCGGGAUGAGAAGUCCCUCAACAUCGGCUCCGUAGUUUCCGUUAUUGGAGGUCAGACCCAUGUCCCGGAACCGGGGCGAGUCAGCGACUUUCAACGGGGCGCGGAGUCCCAAAAGGACCCUUCAGGCUUACAGAAAGGAGUCUUCUCCAAAGCAAUUCAUCUCAAGGUUGAGGAUACUGCUGCCUUGUGGAAUACCCCCCAACUGCCUGGCUGGGACGACGUGGGCUGGCUUCGCGCUAGGAGUGACGAUCUCGUUGAGCCUCCUACUGAGGCAGCUACAGAUAACAACCGGCCACACGCGAACCAACAGCACCGGAAACACAAGCCCAAAAAGGUUCAUCUAGUCGUCCUCACCCAUGGACUACACAGCAAUCUCGGCAGCGAUAUGCUGUUUCUCAAAGAAAGCAUCGAUGCAGCAGUCAAGCAAGCAAAGAUCGACGCCAAAGCACGGAGAGCCAGGGAAAGGGUUGUAAGGAGACGCGACUCUUCCCAGAUUGAAGCCCCAGAGCGAGCUGCUGAUGGCAGCAGUCACACCCUUGACGCUCGUGUUAAUGACGGGGGCAGGGAGUCGAACAUGGGAGAAGUUGAUGAGAGUGACUCUGAUGACGAGGAAGUCAUAGUCCGUGGGUACUCGGGCAAUGCCACAAGAACUGAGAAAGGCAUCAAGUACUUGGGCAAGCGACUGGCAAAGUAUUUGUUGGCAAUGACGUAUCCUGAUCAGCCAUGCUUGGUCACCCCGAAAGAUGCGUCUGAGGCUAUUGUCCACACUCUUAAAACGAGCGCUUUUAAGAAAGCCGGGGAAGAUGGCCACAAGCAAGGCUCUUCUUUCCGAUCUCAUUCUUACGGGACCAACAGGACGUACAAGUUCACCAAAAUCAGCUUCAUAGGGCAUUCCCUCGGAGGCCUCGUGCAGACGUACGCCAUCGCAUACAUCCAAAAACACUCACCGAAGUUCUUUGAUCUCAUCCAGCCUGUCAACUUCAUUGCCUUAGCCUCGCCCUUUUUGGGUCUUAAUCACGAAAACCCUCUCUAUGUGAAGUUUGCUUUGGAUUUUGGCCUGGUUGGUCGAACAGGUCAGGACCUGGGACUCACUUGGAGGGCGCCAACUAUUGCACGCAAUGGAUGGGGGGCUAUUGUGAGCAGUUUGGGCGAACAUGCACACAAGCGCAUGUAUGGAGAGCCACAACCUGAAUCCAAACCUCUUCUUCGAAUUUUACCUACCGGUCCAGCUCAUAAGGCACUUAAGAAGUUCCGUAACCGAACAGUGUACUCAAAUGUUGUCAACGACGGCAUUGUGCCUCUCCGUACCAGCUGCCUGCUUUUCCUGGACUGGCAGGGACUCGGCCGUGUAGAGAAGGCUCGCCGAGAAGCUGGACUUGUCGAGACCGUUGUGGGCUUUGGAUGGGCUGAGCUUACAGGAGCAACUGUAACAACACCGAGGCUUGCGCCGUGGAGGCCACCAGACGAAGAAGAAAACGGUGAUGGAAACGAUAUGGACAAGAACGCCCAGGCAAAAAUUGAAGAUCUUCACGCAGUUCCUCAGCCCCCUAGUAAUGCCACGCUGGAAGAUGAUAAGCAGAGCUUCAGGGCAGCGAGUGAUUCCUAUCCCGGAUCUUCCUCAACAGCAAGCCUUACCAGCCCCUUAGCUGGGUUGUUGAAUUUCCUCCGUGGCGACUCCCCAAAGCCGGCACAAGCAUCAUCUUAUAAAGUGAGUAAAAUCUACCAACGGGGUCAAAUUGUGAAGCAGGGCAACAUGUCCAGCGACCAAUCUCUAUUUGGCUCCCCAUCGGCAUCGAAGCGCACUGCUGGAACUCAGGCUGCUCAAUGGACCGAGCCCGUGUCGGCUCCCCCUAAAACGACCAUAUUCGAGUCGGCCGGUGACUUGCUCAACCCAAAACUACCCUCAGUUGAGUUCCUUAUUGAUCCGGCCAAGCGUCCCCGCACCAUCUUCCACGAUCGCGUCUACCAUCCGUCGGAUAUUCCUCCACCACCAACCAAAGCGCAUCUUUCCACGACGAGCCAGUUGACAUUACGUCUACGAUCUGGUGUUUCUACCUCUCAAAAAUCAUCAAGCAAAUCCACGUGUGCUUCCUCGCCUACCUCAACAUCGAACAACCCUUCCUCCCCUUCUCAGCGAAGUCGAGCUUCUACCGCUGGGGACGGUUCAACCGUCCACACGACCCUCUCUUCCAACCCCGAUACAGCCGAUGUUACCACCGUUCCAAACUCGCCUGAAGAUGGGGCCGCCAUGAAUGACGAGGACCAAGAAGUUGAUCGUUCCCAGAUGCGCGUUGAAGAAAAGAUAGCCCGAGCUUACCACCGUGGCAUGUCCUGGCGCAAGGUCCUCGUCAAGCUGGAACCCGACGCCCACAACAACAUCUUUGUCCGUCGUAUGUUUGUCAACGCAUUUGGAUGGCCGGUCAUACAACAUCUGGUGCAAGCGCAUUUCAGCGAUGCGGAAAUCGCAAGAACAAGGGACGAUGACUUGCCUGGGAGCGUGGACAGAGCCAGGGCUCCUGAAGAGCCAGCAGGGCUGAAGAAGAGCGGAGAAACAAAGGAUGUCGAACUGGCUGGAAUUGGUGCCGGAGUUGGUGUGGUCAGGGACAGCAUUCAAGGGAAUAGAGAUGAGGUCGCAAAAAGACCUAGUGAAAAGGAGCCUCACCAAAAGCCGCCAGGUGUCGUGCUGACGGGCCAGGCACAACACUAUUGUGAUGGACAUGCCCAUGAGAUUGUGUCGGGGUUGGGCAUGUCUGAGCCUCCUGCAUCAUCGUCGUCCCUGUUAACCCCUUUGGUUACUCCCCGGACAGAACUGAGCGAUAAGUUUGACUCAGUCACGUGGAGCGAUCGGGAUUGGUUGGAUAGUGGCGAAGAUUCUGAUGAUGACAGGAGCAGGAGGAGCAGCACAGGACACGCAAAGAAGGAAUUGGGUGCUGAUACCUCUCUCGAAAAGCUCAAGCCCAGUGAUAUGGAGCUGGACCGAGAAAAUUUCAUCAGGGCAUAA
Molecule: messenger RNA, 3465 nt
Organism: Thermochaetoides thermophila DSM 1495
Lineage: Eukaryota; Fungi; Ascomycota; Sordariomycetes; Sordariales; Chaetomiaceae
Exons: 3
Coding region: 1-3465 (1154 amino acids)
Molecular function (GO): monoacylglycerol lipase activity
Source: RefSeq, a predicted model, not a curated record